Messenger RNA from Chrysochloris asiatica (Cape golden mole), 2127 nucleotides. RefSeq names its product lactotransferrin (gene LTF). Gene Ontology annotation, biological process: iron ion transport; antibacterial humoral response. Lineage: Eukaryota; Metazoa; Chordata; Mammalia; Afrosoricida; Chrysochloridae. The record is from RefSeq and is a predicted model, not a curated record. The transcript is spliced from 17 exons. Gene Ontology annotation, cellular component: extracellular region; early endosome; recycling endosome. Bases 1 to 2127 code for a protein of 708 amino acids.
AUGAGGCUCCUCUUCACUGCCCUGCUGUCCCUCGGGGCCUUUGGGCUCUGUCUGGCCACCUCUGAGAAUAUCGUUAAAUGGUGCACCAUAUCACCUGAUGAGGCAGAAAAGUGCUCUGAAUUCAAAAAGAAUAUGCAAAGUGUGGGCGCCCCACCUCUCACCUGUGUUAACAGGACUUCCCACCGUGAAUGUAUCCAGGCUAUUGCUGCAAAACAGGCAGAUGCUGUGGUUGUCGAUAGUAGUUUGGUGCUUGAGGCAGGCCAGGCCCCCUACAACCUGAAGCCUGUCGUGGCUGAGGUCUACGGGUCCGAAGCACAGCCACAAACUCACUAUUACGCCGUGGCCGUGGUGAAGAAAGGUACAAACUUCCAGCUGAACCAACUCCGAGGCAAGGCAUCCUGCCAUACAGGUCUUGGCAGGUCUGCAGGGUGGAACAUCCCUAUUGGGACCCUUCGUCCAUUCUUGAAGUGGGCAGGACCACCUGCAUCACUUGAAAUGGCUGUGUCUAGGUUCUUCUCGAAGAGCUGUGUUCCCUGCGCAAAUGGAAAGCGUUUCCCUAACCUGUGUCGCUUGUGUGCUGGGGAAGGAGCAGAUAAAUGUGCCUGCAACUCUAAGGAACCAUACUUUGGUUACUCUGGUGCCUUCAGGUGCCUGAAGGAUGGGCUUGGAGAAGUGGCUUUUGUCAAGGAGAGUACAGUGUUCGAGAGUCUGCCAAACAAGGCUGACAGGGACCAGUAUGAGCUGCUCUGCCCAGACAACACCCGGAAGCCAGUGGAUGCAUACAAGGAGUGCCACCUGGCCCGAGUUCGUUCUCAUGCUGUUGUGGCUCGAAGUGUGGAUGGCAAGCAUGAUUUGAUCUGGGAGCUUCUGAGGCAAGCACAGGAAAGGUUUGGAAAAACCAGGCCACCAGCAUUCCAACUCUUUGCCUCCCCUCCUUCAAAGAAGGACCUGAUAUUCAAGGACGCUGCCCUUGGAUUUUUGAGGAUCCCCUCAAAGAUAGACUCGGAACUGUACGUUGACUACAGCUACCGUACUGCCUUCAGGAACCUGAAGGAAAAGUCAUCGGUGGCAGAGGCACGGCGCACCCGGGUGGUAUGGUGUGCCAUGGGCACCCAGGAGCAACGCAAGUGCACCCAGUGGCGCUACCACAGCAGAGGGAAAGUGUCCUGCAUCAUGGCUGCUACCACCGAGGACUGCAUCACCGAGAUCAUGAAGGGAAAUGCUGAUGCCAUGAGCUUGGACGGAGGACACAUCUACACGGCUGGCAAGUGUGGUUUGGUGCCUGUCCUGGCAGAGAACACCAAAUCCCAAAGAAAUAGUGACUUGGAUUGUGUGAAUAGACCAACAGAAGGGUAUCUUGCUGUGGCAGUCGUUAGGAAAUCAGAUGCUGACCUCACUUGGAACUCUCUGAAGGGCAAGACGUCUUGCCACACUGCCGUGGGCAGGACUGCAGGCUGGAACAUCCCCAUUGGUCUGCUCUUCAACCAGACGGACUCCUGCAAAUUUGAUGAAUUCUUUAGUCAAAGCUGUGCUCCUGGAGCAGAUCCCAAGUCCAGUCUCUGUGCUCUGUGUAUCGGCGACGAGAUGGGUCAGAACAAGUGCGUCCCCAACAGCAAGGAGAGAUACUACGGCUACGCUGGGAGUUUCAGGUGUCUGGCUGAGAAGAGUGGAGAUGUAGCAUUUAUGAAAGAUACCACUGUCCUGGAGAACACUAAUGGAAAGAACACUGAAGCCUGGGCUAAGGAUCUGAAGCUGGAGGACUUUGAGUUGCUGUGUCCUGAUGGUACCCGGAAGCCUGUGACCGAGGCUCAGAACUGCCACCUCUCCAUGGCUCCAAGUCAUGCUGUGGUAUCUCGGAAAGAUAAGGCAGCAUAUCUUCAACAGGUGCUGCUCCAGCAACAGGCUCGCUUUGGAAGAAAAGGAAAUGACUGCCCACGCAAGUUUUGCUUGUUCCAGUCUGAAACCAAAAAUCUCCUAUUCAACGACAACACUGAAUGUCUGGCCAAACUUCAGGGCAAAACAACAUAUGAAAAAUAUUUAGGAUCAUCAUAUGUCACUGCUCUGACUCGUCUGAAUAAAUGCUCCUCCUCCCCACUCCUGGAAGCCUGCGCAUUCCUCAGGGCCUGA